Messenger RNA from Heteronotia binoei (common prickly gecko), 483 nucleotides. RefSeq names its product family with sequence similarity 237 member B (gene FAM237B). The record is from RefSeq and is a predicted model, not a curated record. The transcript is spliced from 2 exons. Bases 10 to 462 code for a protein of 150 amino acids. Lineage: Eukaryota; Metazoa; Chordata; Lepidosauria; Squamata; Gekkonidae.
CUGUGCAGCAUGGAAUUCAUAUGCAGAAGGUGGUGGUAUCUUCAGCUGGGCUGUCUUUUGAUGAAUUUAGUUUAUGGCAAUUUGGAAUAUCAAAAGGAAGCUCCUGCCAGCCUUGGUGAGAUUGAUCAUCAGUGCUGGGAAAUCUCCUCUCACAGGCUGGUGGAAAUGAAGAAACUCAGGGUAGCAGGUACCGUUAUUGCUCUUUGGGAAUUCAUGAUGUUCCUGAAGGAGUCAUCCAAACCCAAGCAUAAUGAUCUCUUCAACAAUUUAGCUCAGAACUUCUGGGACAUGUACAUAGACUGUGUGAUUUCAAGGUCUCAUGGAAUGGGCAGAAGACAAUUAGUAGCCCCUGAGCAUUUUUUAACAUAUCCACGGACUACUUCAGAAGGCUUCAGAAACCUCAACUGUAGGGCAAAGAGACAAGAGUACAGAACAUAUCUAAGCAAGGUGAUGUCGGCUUGAAGGUAGCCAGCCUGCUUUUCA